AUGUCUAAGCUCAACGCCAACGCCCCCGAGUUCCACCCCGCCUCACCGCAGAUAUACCCACUGCUGCCGCCGCCGUACAAUCCCCCGCCGGUAAUGUUCCAACCUCCGAUCUUUAAUGGUUUCAACUACGACGCGAAUCAACCGGUCUAUAUCUACGACGCCACCGCUGCUUUCUUCACGACUUCGCCGACCGAGAUUAAUUUUGUUGCUGCAAGUUCUUCUCCGGCGCCUCCACCGACGCCGGUGUACACUCCGACCAGUCACGGUCGACAUAAGGUGUGGUUUCCAAGGGACGACGGGAGGGGUAAUUAUGUGCAGAACCGCGCCGGAGAAGCUCGAGGUCCGCCUAACAAUGGCGUGGAAGGUUCUGGAAGGAGCCAGAACAAUACUCGUGGGCGAUACAUACAGAGACCGAAGUCCAGGCAUGAAGUUAUGCCUCUCGAACUCGACCCGAAUGCGACGACUGUCAUGAUCAAGAACAUCCCCUACGAUUGCACGCGCAGCGAAUUAAUUGAUGUUUUGGAUGGAUUCUGUCUGAAAGAGAACACCCCCGCCAAAAACGAGGGUUCUUCGCAAAGCCCUCAGGAGGAGGAACCUGUGAUUUGUGCAUAUGAUUUUGCAUAUCAGCCUUUCGAUUUUAAGACCAAAAAGGGAAGAGGGUUCGCCUUCGUGAACUUCACCAACGCCGCGACUGUGAAGAAAUUCAGCAGCUCCUUUCAGGGCACCUUAUGGGAGAAUGGCAACGGCAACGGCAAUGGAAAGAACUGGGAGAGGCCAAUCGAGAUCGUCAAAGCGAAAAUUCAGGGGAGGGAAGCAUUUGUGGAGAAGGCGCUGCUAUCGUUGUACGACUGCGAUUCCGACGAAUUCCUGCCGGUGACGUUCGAGCCGGCGAGGGACGGGUCGGGGAAUCCGGUGGAGAUGACGGUGGUGGGGAACCGGAGGGGCAGCAGGAGGAGUGGCGUAGGUAAUUCGUCAUCGUCGGGGAACUAG
This is a messenger RNA of Andrographis paniculata, 990 nucleotides long. Its product is annotated as protein MEI2-like 6. Gene Ontology annotation, molecular function: nucleic acid binding. NCBI's taxonomy places the organism in Eukaryota, Viridiplantae, Streptophyta, Magnoliopsida, Lamiales, Acanthaceae. Bases 1 to 990 code for a protein of 329 amino acids. The transcript has 4 exons. The record is from RefSeq and is a predicted model, not a curated record.